Molecule: messenger RNA, 5673 nt
Organism: Pelodiscus sinensis (Chinese soft-shelled turtle)
Lineage: Eukaryota; Metazoa; Chordata; Testudines; Trionychidae
Gene: PSEN1
Product: presenilin 1
Biological process (GO): membrane protein ectodomain proteolysis; amyloid-beta formation; Notch signaling pathway
Cellular component (GO): membrane; gamma-secretase complex
Molecular function (GO): aspartic endopeptidase activity, intramembrane cleaving
Source: RefSeq, a predicted model, not a curated record
AGGGACAGAUCUCUGGUCUGCUGGCCCCAUCCCUUUGCUUGCUGAUCACUGCACCUUCCGCCUCAGAAUGCACCUUGAGAGAGCGCAGGCGUCGCAUCUGGUUCCAUUCUGCUUCACAAUACAGCACCAGUCCAGCACCACUCAGUGCCCAGGACCUGGCACAGAUCUCCAGGCCCCCGUCUGUCUCUGAGGAGCCAGUCUCAACACUCAUCCGUGGCCUCAUAUUGUUCCAACAGGAGCCCGCUGUUCUAGGAAUUGUCUCAAGAAGAAAGAUCUGUUUUGUGUAGCAAUAAUUGGCUUCCACAGAGCUGUCCCAAUGACAGAAUUAUCAGCACACCUACCUCAAUUCCAGCAUGGACAGCUGACAGAAAACUUCCCUGACAACCACCUGAGCAAUACUAAUGACAACAGUGAGAGGCGGCGCCAUGAUAAUUGUGAACGAAGGCGUAAUGACAAUCCCGAAUCAGAGACUAACGGGCAACCACAGAAUAGCACGCAGCAAGUGGUGGAACAGGAGGAAGAAGAUGAGGAGUUGACUUUGAAAUAUGGGGCAAAGCAUGUGAUUAUGCUUUUUGUACCUGUCACACUUUGCAUGGUGGUAGUUGUUGCAACCAUCAAGUCAGUCAGCUUUUAUACACGAAAAGAUGGACAGCUUAUCUACACUCCAUUCACUGAAGAUACAGAGACUGUGGGACAGAGAGCCCUGAACUCUAUUCUCAAUGCUACCAUCAUGAUCAGUGUCAUAAUUGUUAUGACCAUACUCCUGGUUGUGCUUUACAAAUACAGGUGCUAUAAGGUGAUCCAUGGGUGGCUUAUAAUUUCUUCUCUAUUGCUGCUUUUCUUUUUCUCAUUCAUCUACUUGGGUGAGGUUUUUAAAACCUAUAAUGUUGCCAUGGAUUACAUUACCCUCGCGCUUAUGAUCUGGAACUUUGGCGUGGUGGGAAUGAUCUGCAUUCACUGGAAAGGCCCACUCCGGCUCCAGCAAGCAUAUCUCAUUAUGAUCAGUGCUCUCAUGGCCCUGGUGUUCAUUAAAUACCUUCCUGAAUGGACUGCAUGGCUUAUCCUCGCGGUAAUUUCAGUUUAUGAUCUAGUUGCUGUCCUAUGUCCUAAAGGCCCUCUUCGUAUGUUGGUUGAAACAGCUCAAGAGAGAAAUGAAACACUCUUCCCAGCGCUUGUUUACUCCUCAACGAUGAUAUGGCUGGUGAAUAUGGCUGAGGAAGACCCAGAAGCCCAACGGAAAGCUCCCAAAAGUUCUGCUUAUGAUAAACAAGCUGCAGAGAAUCAGACUCAGAAUGAAGAUGCUGACACCGAUGAUGGAGGCUUCAAUCAGGAAUGGGAACAACAAAGGGAUAACAGAAUAGGACCCCUUGACUCAACUCCUGAAUCCCGGGCUGUUGUUCAGGCUCUUCCUAGUAACUCCCAAGAUAGUGAGGACCCUGAAGAGAGGGGAGUAAAACUUGGUUUGGGAGAUUUCAUUUUCUACAGCGUUCUGGUUGGCAAGGCCUCAGCCACAGCAAGUGGAGACUGGAACACAACGUUAGCCUGUUUUGUAGCCAUACUAAUUGGUCUGUGCCUUACUCUACUGCUUCUUGCCAUCUUUAAGAAGGCAUUACCAGCUCUUCCAAUCUCCAUAACCUUUGGGCUCGUUUUCUACUUUGCCACAGAUAACUUAGUGCAGCCCUUUAUGGACCAGCUAGCAUUUCAUCAGUUUUAUAUAUAACGCAUUUGAAGUUGAUAUUCUAUGGACAUUUAUAAUGACUCUAGAAAAUCUGGGAGGGAAAAAAGGAUUUUUUCCUUGGUCCUCACGUGACUGUGAAGUUCAGUAUACUCAAGAUUUCUGGCCUGAAUCAUUGCAACUUCCUCCCAUGUUUUCCUGAGACUACCGCACUGGGUAUUCUAUGUAAAAAGGGUUUUUCUCAAAGGAUGGACUACCAUUAUGUCAUAAGCAAUUUCUGAAUGAUAGACGUGUAAUGAGGACCAUCUGUGUCAAAGUUGCUAAUGUUUCUACCAGCAACAUGAGCCCUCGGUACAGGUUGAUGUUUUCCCAACACUGAAGGCCCUGAGGACUGCCAUGAGUUUAAAGAAAGGAAGGUAGCAAAGUUCUGUCUGAUUUGACUUGAAAACCAUUUGAAGGGAAUCAAUCCAGUACAAAUCAUUAAAGCAAUGUUUUUCACCAGUUGAGUCCUGACCUCACUUUGGGUCAUUAGGUAAGGGCCAGGUAUUAUAGCAAUGGGACCGAUGGAGAAAGGAUAGUCUCUCCUAAAGAGAGUUCCAUCCCUUAAUAGCCUCUGUGCCUAAGUGUGCUUGAUUUUUGAUAAGUCUAAAAGCUUAUUUUCACAUUGGAUCAAGAUCCUGUACUCUAAUUUACUCUUUGCAUUCUCAAGCACAGAGAGUGCAUACUGUACUACCACUGCUCAUUUCUCAUAUAGCUACCAAGACUUGGACUGAAUAGUUUGGAACAAGUCAAUCAUGAGGCCCUAACAUGCAUCCUUGUAAAAGGUUGGAGGACUAAUGCUCAAAAAAAUUCUUUAUUAAAAUGACAUGACAGUUUCUGGAUUUAUUUUGUCAUCUUGCUAAUCUUUGCUAGAAUAACAUCAAUUUAAACCUCACUUUUAGAUGGCAAUUUGCCACACUGGACUGCAUUGCUCUAAGUUCCCGUUCUCCCACACAGAGUCUUUGGGUAUAUGUAACAGACAUUUGCAGCAGCAUCUCCCAAGCAUACCAGGAAUUUAGCCUUAUAUUGCCAGGUGUAGAGAAAUGGAGGGAUAUUUUUAGUAGCAUUCUUGUUUCCAUUAAGCAUGUCUCUCCGGAAACAUGUAGUUGAAAGGAUCUGGACUAUAGCAAAUUAAAAUGAGGGGCAGUGUUUUUCCUAUGUAACAUUGUUAACUUCUCUAUUAAGCUUUAGUAUUAGCUUCUCAUGCUUAUUGCAACUUGACACCUACAGCUGAGUGAUUUAUUUUAUGUAGUGCAUUGAUAAAUGAUAUUCAUUAGCCAAAUAAGUUGUCAUUUAGUGUUUCCUGGGAAUAAAAAGUAUUGUUCUUUUUUUCACCAUUAUAAUCGGGUGUGAUGAAAUAUAGAUAAUAGGUGUCUGGAGAAAAAUUUAUACUAAGCUUAGUAACCCCACCUUAAUUUGUUUUAUUCUUUAUUUAAAUCUACCAUUAUGUUUCAUGGACGUUUUAUAGAAUGGAACAUUUUGGGAAGGACACGAUUGGAGAAAAACAUUCUGUGCAAGCAAAAAAGCCUGGUUUUGGUGCAGCAGAGCUCAGUGAAGCAUAGAAUGGAAAGGUUUGGCUGUUGAUGGCAUUGCAGCUUAUGUUAAUUUAAUAUUUAACAAGAUACCUAAUGGACAAAACUAGUGUAAAUGGUGAUCUGAAGCAACCUUUUUUCUUUUCCAGAAAGAGAUCAACUUCAGUAAACAUGGAGUUAGUAAUAGGACUGAGACUUCAUGCUUAUUCUUAAGUUGGUUUUUGAUUAGUGGGUAAUAUGUGAAGGCUUUGCAUUUGUGUUUUAUACCACAAAGACUUUAACUUCCUCAACUUUUUAUGAUUUUGGUAACUGCUGUGUAUUGCCCAGUGUGACUUACUAGCCACAGAAUGUUGCCAUCUGGAAAUCAGGGCAGUUACAUCAAAUAAUUUGCAUCCACUCUACUCACCUGAAAGUACCUGCAUUCUUGGUUGUGGCUGCAUUUCCUCUUGGAUUCGUUAUGGAUAGCAUUAAUAAAACAAGCAUGUCUUGGUACUUCAUUCUGGCUGUCUAGGUCAGAACUGCCUGUGUAAUUGUAAAGACUUGUUCACUGUCCCAGAUAUUACGUGAGUGGAAUGUCAUUUAAAAUGUUUUUUUUAAUACGAAGUUUUCUGCUGUUAGAGCAUUCUUUCCUGUUACUACUUGAUCCUUGCAUCAGCAUUAAUCUCUGAGAAUUGCAGCUGUGUUUUUGGUUGGGAAUUCUAAUUAUUGCUUGUGCUUUAUAGAGAAAAGAUCGCCAAAAGUUGGUACCACUAUCCUUUGUUUGUACAUCUGAGCAAAGUCUCAGUUAAAAGUUAUUUGUAAAAUGCAGUGGUCAUCUUUUGUUUGAAAUAGUCACUGCCGGAAUUCUGAUCCCCUAAACGGCUGAUCCAAAGCCUGUUGAAAUAAAUAGGAGCCUUUUCAUUUACUUCAGUGGACACUGGAUUUGGUCCUUGAACAGUUCAAAUCUUCAAAACGUUUAAAUUGCCAGUCUUCCACUGCCAUCCUGGAGUUUUAAUUUCUAGCCCUGUUACAGAAGGUUGUGGUGGAGAUUAUACACCUAUGAUAACAUUGAGCCUUGAGUACACUUGCUAAAACCAGUAGAUGCAAACAUAAGAUUGAAACUCUUUUCUGGAUUUGCUCUUUUGCACUGAAAUACGGUAACACAUGCCGAAUAUGAUCUUUGUGGUGCUAGACCACUUCAAUAUGUGGUUUAGAAGGGUUACAUAAGAACAGUGUUCAUUCUGCAUUUCCUGGAAUUUGGGAGUUUAAUGCACAAGCAUUGUUCAUAAUUUCUCUACUAGCCUUCCAGAAAAAUAGAAAUCUAAUUUAUGAUAUAGGAUUAUUUCCAUCUGGUCUACUUGGUAUAAUCAGAGAUUUCUGAUGUAUUUUAUAGCUCUUUGGGGGAAUUAUUGAUUCCUAUAUUAAUACACUAUUGAUGAUUUAAUUUUUAUUGCUAUCCCAGUAGAUGUGGGUCUUUCUCUUCUGUGUUCCAAACAUGUCUAUCACAUUUGGUUAACCAGUAAUUGUUGUGGCUUUAAGACAAAAUUUCUGUCAUUGUUGAUAGCUUCGCUACCUUUCAAACUUUCAUAAGUAAUUAGUCUCUCUUAAUGGCUACUCGUCUGCAAAAUUUCAUAAACUAGAACAUCAACUUGUAGGAGUGCUUAAAAUAUCUGCUUAAAUGUAUACCAUGUUUUCUUCCUCGUUCUUGUAUUUAGUCCAGAACAGACACUUAUAACAGAUUUUUGUAAAUAGGGAAUUACUUACAUGGCUAUCUUGAAUGCUGCUACCAUAAAUAACUGGAAGCUCCUUCUGAUGGUAGUUAUCUGCAUUCAGAUGUAACCAAUGUGGGGUGAGUUUGGAGGUAUAGUCGCUUGUGUAGAGCACCAUGUUCAGAUUGUCUUAGGAGCAAAUCCUGAUUUUAAGCCAAAUAUUCAAGGGCUGCACUCUGCUGAAAAUGGCUAACUCCUUGAGGUAAAAAGCAAACCAUGCAUUUAUUUAGACUCUCUGGUACUGUACAUGGCAAUUGCUCUGACCUUACCAUAGUGAGGGAGAAUUAUCCUAAAGUACAUUUGAGAGGAAUUUCAGGACAGAUGAUGCAGUGUUAGGAAACUUCUCAAAAAAGUGGGGGGGGGGAGGUGUUUUGACACAUGCUGUUGAGGUCAGUAUAAGGAAGAUUGUGGAACAUGUCUUUGUUAUGGUAAUACCUUGUUUUACAUUUUAAGUUUGGUCAUUGGGAAUACUGGAAUAUGAACUAGAAUUGGAUUAUUUUACACUCAAGCAUUUGCUAUUUUCUUUUUUUACAGACACUGGUUUGUACAUAAUCUGAUUUGAAUGUGAAUAAGUUUUUUAAACACCUUUCCAAUUCUUUAUAAGAUACAGUUUUGAUAGAUUAUUGCAAAUUUUCCUUUAUUUGUCUAAUCAUUAAAAUAAAGACUGCAUGGAUCCUAA